Rhizopus microsporus ATCC 52813 is the source of this 672-nucleotide messenger RNA. Its product is annotated as PAP2 domain protein. Gene Ontology annotation, cellular component: endoplasmic reticulum membrane; intracellular membrane-bounded organelle. Gene Ontology annotation, biological process: lipid biosynthetic process; protein N-linked glycosylation. Gene Ontology annotation, molecular function: dolichyldiphosphatase activity. The record is from RefSeq and is a predicted model, not a curated record. Bases 1 to 672 code for a protein of 223 amino acids. The transcript is spliced from 3 exons. Lineage: Eukaryota; Fungi; Mucoromycota; Mucoromycetes; Mucorales; Rhizopodaceae.
AUGACAAUCAGCUGUCAUAGCAAUGAAGGACAUGCGUUGGCUUCUAUAUCAUUAACUCACGUGUAUUUUGAUCCUCAAGAUAAAAUAUCAUAUGCUUUCGCUUACAUCACCCUAGCUCCUAUCGCCAUUCUCGUUUUCUACGCAUCUGUUAUUGUGUCUCGUCGUGAAAUGGCAGGGAUCCUGAUGCUUUUAGGACAACUUUUGAAUGAGGUCAUCAAUUAUUUGCUAAAGGAGGCAAUAGAACAAGAAAGGCCAUACGCUCACUUGGGUGAUGGAUAUGGUAUGCCAUCUAGUCAUUCUCAAUUCAUUUGGUAUUUUGCAGUCUAUGGAGCACUUUAUUUGAUGAAGAAUAUUUCAUUUCAUCAAAGUAUCCGGAAGGUGCUCAUAAGCAACUUAAUGCUACUACUUGCCAUUUUAGUAUCCAUCUCAAGAGUUUAUUUAGGAUAUCAUACGCUAAACCAAGUUAUUGCUGGAUCAUGCAUUGGCACAUGUUUUGGUAUAUGCUGGUUCGCUCUUGUUCAAUUGAUCUAUUCAACUGGCAUCAUCGAUACCAUCAUUGACUCACCUUUAGCAAAGAUGAUCUAUUUAAAAGAUAUGAGAAUGAUCGAUAACGUAGUUGAAUGGGAGUAUCAACAAUGGGAAAAAGCAAAUAAAAGACAAAAGCAGCAUUAA